This is a messenger RNA of Cinara cedri, 4779 nucleotides long. The record is from the annotation of a GenBank genome assembly. NCBI's taxonomy places the organism in Eukaryota, Metazoa, Arthropoda, Insecta, Hemiptera, Aphididae.
AUGGAGAGUAAUGUAGAUCAUUUGUGUUUGUUUGCCGGUUGUCUCUAUGGAAACGAACAUAAUAUGUGAACCCCAUUGAAAAAAUAUCGCGUUUGUUCAGGGUGUUUCAGGAAAACCAUUAGACCGAAUUAUACGUUGUUUUCCAAAACCUUUUGUUACAGCCGUCAUUACUUUUUUUUACGAUAACUCAACAAUUAUCGUUUUUAGUUAGCAAGCAAUUAUUUUAAUUUAGUCCAGUGAGGUGACGGAUAGUUUCGUCUUGUUGAAUAAUUCUACGUGGGACGUAUACUGGGCUGUUGUAUGAAAUUUUGAAAAGGGUACAUUUUUUUUUUGAAAAUAUGUUUUAUUUACUGGUUAUAAGUAAUUGUAUAUUUUCUUAUACGACAUAAAUUUAAUAAAACAAUAUAUUUUAUUAGAUGAAAAAUAACAUAUUUUUUUUUUCCGUUAGAAUUGCAAGAGAAGUGCAGGAUCUGUAUGAACAUUUACUACGCCACUGUUGCUGAUUAAGUGAACAACGUAUAGGUGCUUAUAUAUUAUAUUCGGUGAAUUCGUAUUUUGUAUGAUAUAAAAUUAGUAUUAAAAUGUAUAUUAUUAAUUUUGUUUGUACGAUAUAUAUGUAUAUAUGUAAAAAUUCUAAACUACUUUGGCGAUUUUUGAAUUGUUAUUUAGGUAUAACUAUUUGAAACGUUGUAGAAUGUUUAGCAGUUUUUUUUUUUCAAAAUUUUAUAUUGGUUAAUACGAAGAAAUAUUUUGUAAUUUGUAAUUUGUUAUAAUCGGCUUUUAUAUUUUUUUAAUGAAAACGAACGAGUGUUAUUUAUUCUACAGUUAAAAAUUAUAAUACAAUUUUUGAUUUUAAUGUAUCAAAAAAAUAUAUAACCGAACUUUAUCGAGAAUUAUUUUUCGUUUGCAACAAUUUAUAACAUUUUUUUUUUUUUGUAUGUACAAAUAUCGUACAACCAUAAUAAUUGCGUAUACUUAACAUCCGGAAAUCAAAUUAGUUGAAAUACCUAUGACCAAUAAUGUUAUUCUAUACAAUACACAAGAGGAAAUAUGUAAUAAAAAAGGAAGUUAUUAUAAAGAUAAAUAUCUGAAAUUAUAUACAAAUACAAGUAUUAUAAUAUUGAUACGAUCAAAAAAAUCUAUUUCUAAAACUAUAAAACCGUGUACGUUACUGGUAUAUGACUUUAUUUUUUUUAAACCUUUGCAGUGUUGACUAAUAAAUAUGUACAUUAAUCGCCAAUUCGCAAUAAUUACUGUCUUUAUAACAUUUAUAUGUUUCUUAAAGGUAAACAGUUUAUUAUUAUUAUAUAAUAAAAAAUAAAAAUUCAGUCAAACAAUACUGUUUAAUUUUGUCGUAUUUCGUUCAUUUCAUACUCUAAUAGGCAUGUGUUGAAUCCAGGUAUACUCCAGUAGGGAAAAUGCUCUCAUUUUUCAUUCAUUCCUGACAAAUACAAUUAUUAACAAAAUGUAUAAUUUACCGUUACAAUUUACAUAGAAAUAAAAAGAACGAAUAAAAAAGAAUGAGCCCCCAGAAAAGUUAUCUGAAUUCAACACUACUCUGAAGUAAAAUGAUAUACGGUUAGGUAUAUAAGAUUUACCAUUAUUCUUAAAUAUAUUAGGUAGAAUGAUUUUUUUUCCAUUAAUUAUAAUUUAUUUAAUUAUAUAAUGAUAUCAUUUUUUUAUUAAUAUAAUGUACAAUAUUUACGAUUAAAAUGUAACUUUAUUUAUAAACAGAUUAUUAUAAAACUAAUGAUUUCGUUUUCAUCAGGGUCAACAAACGAAAACUCGACCACAACCCAAAUUAAACAGGUACUUUGCGAAUAUAUCACGAGAAUGCUUGAGAGAAAACCACGUCUACCCGGGUAUUACUAUCACUAAUAAGUAUUAAUUUUUAAUAUUAUAAAUUGGGUUAAAAUUAAUGUUUUUAUAGAUUUUAUUCGCUUUAUUAAAAUUAUGAUUUUAUAAUUUUUCCUCUGAAAUGAUUUAUUUUCUUGAUUUUGAUAAUUUGGCAAUAAACUUCUCUUAAUUCUCUUCUUGCUUAAGGUCUCAAUUGUCAAGUUUUUUAAUUAUCACUAUUUCUUGUUUUUUGUUUUCAAAUGUUUUCUAUAUUAUUAUAUAAUAGCUGUAUAACGUGAGUAGCAUGCUAUUAUAUAAAUAUAUUUUGUAGUCUUUAAGAUGCUGUGCGGAGUGAAGAAUGUAUUGGUUUUACAAUGAUGUUUAUUUUAUUUAAUUUUUUUGUGAACAACUUUUCUAUAACACAUUUUACUCUGAUUUUCAAUUGAAGCACUUUUUCUGAAAGAAAAUCUGAUUUGGGUGGUAUUUUGAGGAGGUAAUUUUUUUUAUUCCCCCAGGACUUUUCAUAAUAAAUGGGAAAAAAUUAGAAAAUUUACGAAAUGUAUUAUUUUUAAAUGGUAAAUAUUACGGCCAUUCAAAACAUGUAUAAUCAAACUCCGUUCAGAAUUGUUUUAUGUUAUCAAUGAUUAAUUUUUACGUACAGAUAUACAUUAAAUUUCCUGUUUACCUUCCCUACUUCUCAUCUAUAACAGUGACUCACCCAUCGUGCGAAGUAUGUCAGUUUGGUUUUUUUUAUUUACAUACACAAAGACUAUAAAUAAUUUUAAAAGAUAAUACGUGUUGAAAUUCAAACAUUUUAAAUUCGUAUUUUAGAUAAUUUGUUUUGAAAAUAUAAAAUGUACGUUGAACAAAAUUAUAUAAUACAUAAAAAUUGAAAAAAGAUUGAAAAUGUAGGAGUAAAAUGAAAUUAAAAUAAUAUAUGGACAUACUUCGCAGAAUGGCUGAGUCACUGUAGUAAGUGAGGAGUUGAGAUGAUAUGAUAUAGAGGGGAAUUUAAUACGCAACGACAAAUCUUUACUAACGAAUAACGAUUCUGAGCAGAGUUCGGUUAUACAAGUUUUAAAAGGCCAUAAUAUUUAUGAUUCGAAAAUAAUACUUUUAGUACAUUUUCCCGGGUUUUCUCACUUAUUAUAGAAACUUUUGGGAAAAUUAAAAAUCGAUAAAAAGUGCUAUACAUGAAAAUCGGAGAAAAAUUGUUAGUAGAAAAGUUGUCGAUAGAAAAAAAAAACAAUGCAUUCCUCGCUCCGUCCAAAAUCUAAUGCCGGUAGUACACAUUUGGUGAGACACUGCGAGAGCAGCUGAGCGUGAGAGUGAAUUAGAUGAACUCUUCGUUUCGCUUCACUUUGGCGGCACUCGCUCCGGAGGCGGUUUUUUGUGUCCGAGUCAAAGGCUACGAGAUGCGAGCACAAAAAUCGGAAAAUGCGAGUGCCUGUAAACUGAGGUAAGCUAAAAGUGUACUACGUGCACUCGCGCUUCCUCAGCUCGCCUAAAGUCUCACCAAAUGUGUACUGCCGGCAUAAAAGACAAGCAAACACAGUCGUGUUAUAUUUGAAUAAUUAACAGAACUAAGGGAUACAAAGUAAUAAUUGUUUAACCAAAAAUAUAGUAAAAUAUUUGCAAAGACAACAACUUUGUGAAUACGGGUAAACGAUGAACCAUGUUUUUAACGGACGAGGAAAACUAUAGAUGGUGCAAAGUAUACACUUUAAUAUAGAUAUACACACUCUAAUUUAGUUACUUACUUAAAUACAAAUGGAUAUGAACUAUUUUGAUUUUUUAUUUGCGAUACUUAUGUUUUAUAGUAGAAUUUGAAUCAAUUUAUAUUGUUUAGAAAGAGUGGUGGCUCUAUAUUCACUUAACACUAACGACCAAGAUGCGAAAUGCUAUGUCGCUUGUAUGAUGAUGCGAUUCAAUGUGGUUUGUUGAACUUAUAUUAUUGUUAUUAAUUAUUAUAUUUAUAAUUACUGUAAUGGGCUUUGUAUUUUAAAAACGAACAUAAAUAGCAAACAUGCUAUAAAAACUGACGGAAUUACAUUUCUUUAUAUUGACGGAUUUUCGUGGCUUUCCUAUUGCCGUGACGAAGAUCUUACGCAAUAAACAAUGUAAAAUUAUUGAUUCAAAAAAAACGGGCGACCUAAUCAGCAAAACGGUAGCUCAUUUAUUGAUUUUGGUUAAGUGUAUAAAGGGAGAAAAAGGGUUUUUACUAAAAGAACACGUAAGAGAAAAAUAAUACACGUAUAUUCAUUAUAGUUAUUUGAAGCGGUUGUACCAUUAAUGAAGUACUGAUAAGUAGGGCUAGGAUUAAUAUAUAAUGGAAAUAAUGAAAUGCAUUUGGUUUAUUAAAAAUAUGCGAAAAUAUACCAACCACCCUUCUUGGGUGCAACCAUGCGUCGGUUUAUUCAACCUAUAUUGUUUAUUGUAUAUUUUUCAUUCAGACAAACGGUAAAGGAGAAUAUGACGACGAAGCUCUGAAAAAAUUGAUCAUGAAACCCAGUGUAACCGAGAUUCCGGCUAGAACAAGAAGUGCUAUAGAAAAAUGUGAAAAGGAAGGAGAAGGUAUAUUUUACACCAAUAAAUAUAGCCGUGUAUUAAAUUGAAUUCAUACUCGAAAAAAAAAGAAAUAAUAAUAAUUUACAAAAUCAAUUGUUAUAAUAUAUCCAUUUAUUACAAAUAUAAUGUUUGUGUGCAGGCGAAAAAAAUCGUUGCGAAAAAGCGGUAAACUUUACAAAGUGUAUUUACGCCCAUAAGAACGAAGUAAAGUCGAAAAAUCAAUUACGCCCAUCAUUAUUGUUUGUUUUUUUUCUUCUAAUUGUAUCGUUUCAGAUAAAAAACCAGAACAAGACUAGUUCGGAAUAUCGUCGACGUCCAACGAUGCCAUUCGGUCGGGGGAGACCUUUCGGAGGACGGUAUUAUAGAUCAACGUAA